Messenger RNA from Myripristis murdjan (pinecone soldierfish), 2087 nucleotides. It is a transcript of the gene arcn1b, whose product is annotated as archain 1b. The record is from RefSeq and is a predicted model, not a curated record. Gene Ontology annotation, cellular component: COPI vesicle coat. Bases 201 to 1733 code for a protein of 510 amino acids. The transcript is spliced from 10 exons. Lineage: Eukaryota; Metazoa; Chordata; Actinopteri; Holocentriformes; Holocentridae. Gene Ontology annotation, biological process: Golgi localization; endoplasmic reticulum to Golgi vesicle-mediated transport; retrograde vesicle-mediated transport, Golgi to endoplasmic reticulum.
UCCACGGUGGGCUGAUCCACGGCUGCUCUUCCGGUGGAGACGUGGCUCUGUCCUGCUGCCAUAUUUAAGCUAGCUAGCUAACAAUCAAACAACUUGUUGUCAACUGUUUUACUCGCACUUUGCUAUUUCAGUGUGACUGGAAAUCACCGAGGCAAGAGCUACGACAGACUCAAGAGCGUUACCCAUAGAGAGACCCGAAAAUGGUGCUGUUGGCAGCGGCGGUGUGCACCAAGGCAGGCAAGGCCAUCGUAUCGCGACAGUUUGUGGAAAUGACCCGGACACGUAUCGAGGGUCUCCUGGCUGCCUUCCCCAAACUGAUGAACACGGGCAAGCAGCACACCUUUGUGGAGACGGAAAGUGUUCGCUAUGUGUAUCAGCCGCUGGAGAAGCUCUACAUGGUCCUCAUCACUACUAAGAACAGUAACAUCCUGGAGGACCUGGAGACACUCAGACUCUUCUCUCGUGUGAUCCCAGAGUACUGUCGUGUGCUGGAGGAGAGUGAAAUAUCGGAGCACUGUUUCGACCUGAUCUUUGCCUUUGAUGAGAUUGUGGCGCUGGGCUACAGAGAGAAUGUCAACCUGGCCCAGAUCCGCACCUUCACAGAGAUGGACUCCCACGAGGAAAAGGUUUUCCGCGCUGUCAGAGAGACCCAGGAGAGGGAGGCCAAGGCGGAGAUGAGGAGGAAGGCCAAGGAGUUGCAGCAGGCUAGGAGGGACGCCGAGCGCUCGGGGAAGAAGGUGCCGGCAUUUGGAGGCUUUGGCAGUGCCGGCAUGACCAGCGUCUCCUCAGGAUCCAUCAUCACAGACACCAUCGUUGAGCCUGAGAAGCCUAAGAUUGCUCCCGCUCCAGUCAGACCAAGCGGACCCAGUAAGGCUCUUAAACUGGGCGCCAGAGGGAAGGAAGUGGACAACUUUGUUGAUAAGCUCAAGUCCGAAGGUGAAACCAUCAUGCCAGCCUCAGGAAAGAGAGGUUCAGAUGCAUCCAAAGCUCUGCCACCACCAGUCAACGUAGAGAGUGUACAUUUGCGUGUGGAGGAGAAGAUCACUCUGACUUGUGGUCGCGACGGUGGCCUGCAGAACAUGGAGGUGCUAGGCAUGGUGACGCUCCGAGUCACGGACGACAAGAACGGACGCAUCCGCCUCAUGAUCAGCAACAACGACAGCAAAGGACUGCAGCUGCAAACACAUCCCAAUGUGGACAAGAAGCUGUUCACAUCCGAGUCAGUGAUUGGUCUGAAGAACCCAGAGAAGUCCUUCCCUCUCAACAACGAUGUUGGUGUGCUGAAGUGGAGGCUGCAGACCACAGAUGAGUCCCUCAUACCUCUAACCAUAAACUGCUGGCCUUCAGAGAGCGGUAACGGCUGUGAUGUUAAUAUCGAAUAUGAGCUGCAGGAAGAGAGCCUUGAGCUCAACGACGUGGUCAUCAGCAUCCCCGUACCGUCUGGUGUCGGAGGCCCAGUGAUCGGCGAUCUGGACGGGGAGUACAAACACGACAGCAGGCGGAACGUCCUAGAGUGGUGCCUACCUGUCAUCGAUGCCAACAACAAGACCGGCAGCCUGGAGUUCAGCAUUGCCGGACAGCCCAACGACUUCUUCCCUGUCAGCGUGUCCUUUGUGUCCAAGCGCAACUACUGCGACAUCCAGGUUACCAAAGUGACUCAUGUAGAUGGCGACAACCCUGUCAGAUUUUCUUCAGAAACCUCCUUCGUUGUCGACAAAUAUGAAAUCCUGUAAAGUUUAAAAAAAAGGAAAGAAAAAAUACAGAAGAAGAUGACAACAAUAUCAAAAAAAACAACAACAACAAAAAGUGCAAAUCUACGCUACGGAGAAAGAUUGAAGAAUCCUUGCCUGCCCGCCCUGUAUACUGUUUCAGAGACUGUGUACAUCGACUGGACUACUACGUCAGCCCUCCGGGAAUGCCUCUCCCCACGGCGGAGCAGAGUACCGAUGUAUUUAUAUGUUUGUAUGAGAGAAGAUCAUCUAUAUAUAGAGUUAAUUGAACAGGAAAACAAACACACAGGAAGUAAAAAAAAAAAAAAAAAAAAAAAAAAAAUACCUUGAUGCUGUUGUAUCCGCCAAGCAGAACCA